Messenger RNA from Bursaphelenchus okinawaensis, 1169 nucleotides. Lineage: Eukaryota; Metazoa; Nematoda; Chromadorea; Rhabditida; Aphelenchoididae. The record is from the annotation of a GenBank genome assembly.
AUGCCAGGUAAUGGUUUUGGUUCCGUUGGCGGAUAUUUGAGGAAUGUAGCUUUAUUGGCAAUGUUGCUGGACUAUUUUUUGUUGUCAUCUUGUGUAAAAGCGCUGGAAUGUUAUGAUUCAUUUGUGAGAGGAAGUCCGGCAAAAUCAUCUAGCUGUGGGCCCGGCCAGGUAGUUUUUAUAUCUUUUAUUAGUUCUUUGGAUAUUUACAGUAAAUGCGAAUAAGAACAGUUAUUUUGUGUUUAAAAACAGUGUUAAAAAUGUCUAAUAUUUAAUAUAAUUUAUUAUAUUUUUAUUACCUUUCGCUUAAUGUCAUGGUCAAUAUAAAGCUACAUCUAAAACAUAUUGAUUUAGGUAUGUUUUUCUGAAUUCUACGCACUAUCAGAACAACCAGAAUCAACACAAAUUAGCGAAUGGUACGUUGACCGAUUUUGUGUGUACCGACAACAAUGUCAAAUGCGAGGAAUUGGUCCAGGUUGUGUGACUGUUGAACAACUUGACAAAAUGGUGCGACGGACCUUUCGGAAAAAACUAGAGCAUCACGUUAAAGAUGGUUGGAAACGGUACGAUGUCAUUUACUGUUAUAAGUUAUCAUUUUAGGUUUAUCUUUUUUAACUUUAUGAUUAAUCAUUUUUAGGCUUAAAUUUUUUGCGCUAAGCUUAUAGUUUUCUUUCAUAAAUGAAAAACUUUUAGGUUAUUGCACACUCGUUUUUGCUGUUGCGAAUCAGACUACUGCAAUCGACUGGACAUUUCCGAGUUGAACGUUUUGUAUAAUGUUACAGACGUAGCUAUGCAUCACGCUUCUGAAACCACUGCCACUACUUCAUAUCACUUUCCACAAUUAUUUUUUUCUUUUUUGUGUUGUUUUUCUGUUUUUAGUACAAUAACAUUUUUAUAAUAAAAUGUUUUUAAAAUGAUUUUUGAUUUUUUUGAAAAAUUUUUUGAUUUUUUGAAAAAAUAAAAAAAAUCUAAUUUACAAAUAAAAAAAAUUUUUUUAUAGUUUUAGGUAUAUAUUAAGUUUUUUUGACGAUUUUAUCAAAAACGGUAAAUUUGUUGAAGGCUCAAAUUUCACAAAUAUCUAAUUACACCUCCUUCUUAUCUUACCCCUCCGUCUCGUAAUUGGACCUGACAAUUCGAUUUAGCGGUCAUUGACAAGAUUUGCGGCGUUUUGA